Messenger RNA from Brassica oleracea var. oleracea, 999 nucleotides. RefSeq names its product glutathione S-transferase T3-like. Bases 1 to 999 code for a protein of 332 amino acids. NCBI's taxonomy places the organism in Eukaryota, Viridiplantae, Streptophyta, Magnoliopsida, Brassicales, Brassicaceae. The record is from RefSeq and is a predicted model, not a curated record. The transcript is spliced from 2 exons.
AUGGCUAACUCAUCAAGCUAUGUUAACCUACUACAGAGUCAACAUCCAGUUGACCUUGAUUCACCCGAACCUUUUUGGUUCGGUAGCCAAGGUGCUGAUGAGGCUUAUGUGAUGUCUGGUAGCCAAGUUCCUGAUACACACGCUGCUGUGAAGUCAACUCCCCAAGUUUCUGAGAGGAGGAAAUGGUCUCCCAUAGAGGAUAAAAUCCUUAUUGGUGCAUGGCUUAACACCAGUAAAGACCCGGUCGUGAGCAAUGAGCAGAGAGCUGGAGCAUUCUGGAAGCGGAUUGUAGAGUACUACAACGCAAGCCCUCUCCUGGUUGGGACAAUAGAGAGAGAGCUGGUUCCUUGCAAGCAGAGAUGGGCUCGGAUUAACGAGCAAGUAUCGAAGUUUGCUGGAUGCUAUGAUGCGGCUCUUCGGGAGCAAAGAAGUGGUCAAAAUGAUGAUGAUGUGAUGAAAGCUGCCUUAGACUUAUUCUUCAAUAAUAACGCGUACAAGUUCACCCUGGAUCACUGCUGGAGGGAGCUGAGGCAUGACCAGAAAUGGUGCUCCAUGUUUCAGGGUACGGACAGUGGUAAGGAGAAGCGCAAAGUGGUGGAUGUUGAUAGAGAAGAAGAGGCUGUAGGAGAACCAGAGGGUAUACCUCUCGGAGUGAAGGCUGCGAAAGCUGCUCUUAAGAAGAAGAAGAGUGGCAGAGAACAGGAGUUGUCAAAGUUGCAAGGCGUUUUAGAACUCAAAGAAAAACUGUCUAGGCAAAAGCUCCUUGAUCGUUUAUUAGCGAAAAAGGAGCCUCUCUCUGAGAUGGAAACAACUCUGAAACUCAAACUAAUGUCUGAAUUGAUUUUAUGUUUAUCUGAUCGGUUUAAGGUUAAGGCUGAAGUUGUCACAGGUGCAUUGAAGCUUGAGAAAGUCACGGGUGCAUUAGGAGUAGGGAAAGUCACGGGUGCAUUAGGAGUACUGAAAGUCACGGGUUCAUCUCUUUCAGUUUAUGUAGUAUAA